This is a messenger RNA of Perkinsus marinus ATCC 50983, 2728 nucleotides long. Its product is annotated as Aromatic-L-amino-acid decarboxylase, putative. The coding region runs from base 22 to 2523 and encodes 833 amino acids. The record is from RefSeq and is a predicted model, not a curated record. Gene Ontology annotation, molecular function: iron ion binding; oxidoreductase activity, acting on single donors with incorporation of molecular oxygen, incorporation of two atoms of oxygen; pyridoxal phosphate binding. Gene Ontology annotation, cellular component: cytoplasm. The transcript has 24 exons. Lineage: Eukaryota; Perkinsozoa; Perkinsida; Perkinsidae. Gene Ontology annotation, biological process: carboxylic acid metabolic process.
AGUCUUUUCCGCAUUAUUGCGAUGCCUGUAAACUCUCCCGCUGCUGGCAGAAAUCUAACUGCUGAAAUCGCCGCUCCCGAAUUCCAAAAGGUCAUUCCGAAUGGUGUCAACGGCAGCGAGCAGCAAAUUCCCACCCGCGUAGACCCAGACUGCACGCCCCCCAUUGUAUGUCUGGAAGUGCUAGAGAAUGAGCUCACACGCGUGUUGCACAAUCGGACCGACCCGAGCCGUUUGGAGAAGGCUAAAAAAGUGUUAGAGAGAUAUAAGGGCAACGACUGGAUCAUCCAUCAAUCUUGUCCAAGUCAACACGGUUUCCACGUGUGCGGUUACUCUAGGGUCAAAGUCAGGCACAGGACGGACCUAUUUCAGUUACUGGUGCUCACUUGGUCGCCUAGGUCGAGGAGCCCAAUUCAUAAUCAUCCGUGCGAGCGGUGCUUUCUGAUGCCCUUGCAGGGCGAGUUGUACGAGGAGAGGUAUAAGGUUGAUGAGGAAGGACCAAAGGAGGCAAGGCAGGAGCUUAUCGCGAGAACUUUAAUACCAAUAAGGACGGCAGCAUGGAUCGACAACAGUCUCGGAUGGCAUGCUAUUGAGAACUCAGGCGACGGUUUGGGCGUAUCCUUGCACUGCUAUAUUCCAGCGUAUAACCAGUGUAAAAUUAUCGAUACUAUGUCUAAGGAGAUACGCAGUGUGGCGUGUCUGCCCAAGGAUGUCUGUAUGCAACCUCUACAUGAAGCGGUCAUGGAGAGGACUCGGAAGUAUAUUGCUGCCCAAGAAGACUGCUGCUCCGACGACAAUCCUCCAAUACCAGUGGUCUCGGCUCGAGGCAAGCAGGAUAUAGAGUCGGCUUUUGCAUCGGUCUCAUGUCCAAUCGCGUUCGAGGAGGAGUGUCCACCUAUGGAUGAUGAUUGCCUCAAGCGAGCGGUUGAUUUUACAUGCGACCUCUCUGUCAACACCGGCCAUUUGUUCUUCUUCAAUCAGCUCUUCGCCCGACCUGAUCCCUUAGCAGUUGCUGCUGAAGGCCUAACUGCCGCACUCAAUGUUAAUAUGUAUACCUUUGAGAUGGCGCCGGUGAUGCUACUUAUGGAACACAGGUUGUUACAGCAUAUGGCAUCGUUCUUGGGAUGGUAUGAGCAUAUGCUUCAGUUCGAUGGUAUGCUCCUACCCGGUGCUUCUCACUGUAAUAUCACAGCCUUGCAUGUGGCUAGGCAGCAGCUGUUUCCUGAUACCAUCAACGAAGGUCUUAUGGGAGCAGGACAUCCUAGGGGUAGAUUGAUGGUCUUCACAUCGGCCAACUCCCAUUGCUCUAUGGAGAGAGGAUGCAUGAUGCUCGGCCUUGGUAGGAAGAGUCUGGUUUACGUUAAAUGUGAUCCUGAGACCUGCCAAAUGAUACCAUCUGAACUCGAAAACUGCAUCAAUGAUGAGAUUGAGAAGGGCAACACACCUUUCUUUGUUAAUGCGACAGCUGGUAGUACGGUAGCAGGAGCCUUCGAUGACUGCAGUGCUCUGGCUGGGAUUGCGAAGAAGUAUGGAUGCUGGCUACAUGUGGAUGGUGCCUUGGGGGCAUCAUUUCUCUUAGCCAGGGGGGAAGAACCCUAUGAUAGUGGCAUGGACCAGGCUGAUUCGAUUUCCUGGAAUCUGCAUAAGUUGUUAGGAGUGCCUCUACAGUGCAGUGCUCUACUGUGUAGGCAUUCUGGUUGUUUGAAAGCUGCUCAUGAGGAACAGCAUGCAUCAGAGGUGGUUCUCACAAGGAGGAUGCGGGUUCGAUUCCAUGCUCAGGCAUUUCCGUGUUUGAGCCCGUUAGACACGGUGUAUUGCUCGUCCAUGUCGGGACGUAAGGCUGAUGCAUUCAAGGCAUGGAUACUCUGGAAGAAGAUGGGAGAUUGUGGUAUGGCCAACAGGGUCAGGCUGGUGUAUACACACACGCAAGAGUUCGCGGCUAUGUUGACGAGCUUCCCUGUGAGGAAGCAGUUCGACGAGGCACAGCUGAAGUAUGAGGAACCGAUCAUUGAGAAGAUGCCCAAUGAUGUUGAAGGUGCUAAUGACAAUGCCUUCCAUUUGGCUUUCCAACCAACGUCGGCAUGUACAUGUUUCUGGUGGGUACCCUAUGACCUUAGAGAUAGAUUUAUGAAGGAGGGCCCGAGUGCUCUGUCUAAGGAGCUAUUCACUGUAGCAUGCCGUAUGAGGGCUGCCUUGCUCUCCGAGGGUUCACUGAUGAUAUCCUUUUACUCCACUGAGGAGAAGCCUGCGUUCUGGCGUAUACCCAAUAUCAACCCGGAGAUCUCACAUGAGCACAUGUGGGCCAUCCUUAAAAUCGUCAAUAGAGUUGGGCAUUUCUGUUUCCCCCCUGGUACUAAGAAGUGGGAAAGUGACCCGUGCCUCCCGGGAGACUGUUCGAUGCCCUCCCGUCCUGCUACCCCGGCAAGCACUAGUUGGUUGGUGCCUCCGGAGUUUGACGAGUUGAAGAAAACGCGUUCGGCCGCACAGCUUUUGGGCGGCAUCGAGGCGACUGGCGAGUUUAUAUGAAUUUUUACAUGAGCAACUAUUCGACAUUUUUUUGCGCGCAUCGACCUCUAUCGGUCCGGUCGGGACAUCCGUUUAAGUGUAUUGCCGUGGCCGUCACCUUGGAGUGGGAAUUUUAUCAUGUCAUAUGAAGCAUCAUUAAGUCUAUUGUUAUGAGGUCAUAUAUGCGAACUUGGUAUAUCGACAUUGGUCUCGGUACCCUAACGAC